Messenger RNA from Lates calcarifer (barramundi perch), 3712 nucleotides. RefSeq names its product pleckstrin homology domain containing, family D (with coiled-coil domains) member 1 (gene plekhd1). The record is from RefSeq and is a predicted model, not a curated record. The transcript is spliced from 14 exons. Lineage: Eukaryota; Metazoa; Chordata; Actinopteri; Centropomidae. Bases 681 to 2225 code for a protein of 514 amino acids.
GACUUAAAUUGUUGGUUUUAAUCUACUUUAUGCUGGUUUAUAGACAGUGGUUGUUCCCAUGUAUGAAGUAUUUGUCCUAUAUUCAUCAAGAGAGUCGUGCAGCCACGCCUCUGCCACAGAUGUUCUCCUAAUUCACUGCACUGUUGACGGAUGGAUGAUGGAUAGAUGGAUGGUUGGAUGAAUGGAUGAGAGACCAGAGAGAGUUCAUACCUGCCAAGAGCUGGAGACUGCUGCUUUCUGCGAGUACAAUAAUCUGAAUAACAGCUUUUACUGGCUGGAAUGUAUUGACCGGGUUCAAAUUUAGCAACUCGGUCCUAAAGCUUCCCUCCCUCCCCCCAUCACCUCCCAGUCUCCCUCCUCUUCCUCCCUCCCUCUUUUCUCUCUGUCAUCCCUGAUUUCAUCUCUGCUGUGCUGUGCGGUCAGUCCGCUUCCAGCUGAUGAGCGUAUUGGCAGCUGCAUCAUUCCACCCUGCUGAGUUAUUGGGAUUUGUUUGCUACUUUUCCUGCUUUGUAUUGAAGCUGUCCCCGCAGCUGUACAUGCACUUCUAUGUGUGUGUGUGUGUGUGUUAUCGGGUGUAAUUGUUAUUGACUGACUGUAUUGUGGUUUAUUUAUUUUUUUAAUAUUGAUAGAGGGUUUUUGUUUUUUUGCUCCACCUCCCAGGGCGAGGGAAGCCAGAGAGGAUGUUCUCAUCUUCAUCCAGAAACUCUCUGUUCUCGCCCUGGACGUCCAUGGAGCAGUCGGACUCUGAAGCGUUGGACAUCAGCACCAAAGUGCAGCUGCACGGCGUGCUGUGGAAGAGGCCCUUCGGACGGCCGUCAGCCAAGUGGUCCCGCAGAUUCUUCAUCAUCAAAGACAGCUUCUUGCUCUACUAUGCAGAGAGCGAGAAGAGAAACUUUGAGACCAACAGGUUCUUCAACAUCCACCCCAAGGGAGUUAUUCCUUUGGGAGGAUGUGUGGUGACAGCUAAUGAAGACAUGGGGAUGCCCUUUGCCAUUGUGAUCAACCUGGAAGAUUUCACUGGAACCAUAGUCCUGGCCGCUGAGUCUGAGGAGGAGCAGAUCCAGUGGAUGGAGAUGCUCCAGGAAUCAGGGAAAGUCACGUGGAAGAACGCCCAGCUGGGGGAGGCCAUGAUCGAGAGUCUGGAGGCUCAGGGGCUGCAGCUGGCGAAGGAGAAGCAGGAAUAUCUGGAUAAACUGAUGGAAGAGACAGAGGAGCUUACUCAUCAAAGGGCGCAGAGAGAGGAGUUGGAGCGUCUGAACCAGGUUCUAGAGGAGGAGAAGAUGAAGUUUGAGGAGGUGGUGCUGGAGCUGAAGGCAGAACAGGAGCAAAUCAAACUCGACCUGGACGGCACAGCUCAGUCCCUGAAGGGUGUGGAGAGUGAAAAAGAAGAACUGAGCAGCUUAACGGUCAUGCUGCAGAAAUCCAUUGAGGAGCUCUCGCAGGAGAAGCAGCGAACCCUCAAGCUGCUGGGAGUGAAGGAGCAGGGGGAGAAGGAGGCGGCGGAGGAGGAGGAGAGCUCAGAGUCGACCCGAGGGAAGUCUGAGGAUGUUGAGGAGCUCGGAGACGGGAGUCUGCUGCGGGACCUGCGACACAUUGAGGAGCAGAUGAAGAUCCUGCUGAAGGAGAAGGAGCAGGCUGAUGAGAAGCUCCAGGAGAACGAGCAGCGGGCUAAAGUCCUGCAGCAGGAGAGGGAGUAUUACUCGUCUCAGGCCAGGACACUGCAGCAGUCGCUCUCUCAGCUCACUGUGGACAAGCAGCAGACCGAAGCUGAGCUCAAGGCGGAGAUAGAGUCUCGGGUGGAGCUGGAGAAGAGGCUGAAGCAGGCUGAAGAGGCUCUGCAGGACCUGGAGAAAGGCCUAAACUCACUGGAACGAACCAAAGAGAGAGAUGAGGAGAUGAAGGGGGAUGUGACUCAGCUGAGGAGGUUCUUUGAGGAGUGUAUCUGUGCAGCAGAGAUCGAGGCGAAGCUUCCGGCGAUAAUGAAGAACGCUGUGUAUCUCCACAAAGCUGCUGCUCGCAGAAUCAAAUCAUGCCGAAUCCAGAGGAGAGCCUCCAGACGCCACUGGCUGAAACACUCAAAGUCCUUCGCUGUAGCCAACGCUGACAGCAGCAACAUGGAGGAUCUGAGGGAGACGGCCCGACGACUGACCUCUGACAGCAACUUCAGAGAGAGCGUGUACAAGAUCAUCACUCGCAAGGACGCCACAAACAAAACGGAGGACUGAGAGGAGAGAGAGCGAGGUAACGGAGGACAAACAGUUCUUAGCUUUACCUCAGUUCACACAGAGUGACGUAGAGAUUCUGAUCCCUAACCCACUCAUUAAAAUAUUGUAGACGAAUGUAAACAGACAUCAGUUUGAAGGAAUCUCUGGUUACAAACUAAAGUUAUUACAAAUUUUAGUUAAUUUUAAUUUAAAGUUAACAGACACUGACCAAACCCAUCAUAAACCCAACAGCACUCGCUCUGUGUUCCAUCAUGGACUGGUUUGUUCCAGAACUAAAAGUCAUAUUUGACCCUCUUAUUUUUGUUUCUGUUACAUCAGAAAAACUAAAGAUUAGAAAAAGUAGAGCACAUGGAAACAACAGAGUCAACCUCUGAUGUUUAAGUUGAAUGUAAAAGUGUGUUCAAGGUUAUGUAAGGUUUAAAAAUAAAUUCUUAUAUGUGAGUUGAUUUAUUCAAAAUAUAUUUAUCAUAUUUAUUUAUUUUAUGUCCAAUUAUUAAAUACUAAUGAAAUCAGCCAUUUUGUGACAAUUUGCAGCAGUGACCGUCAGCUCUUAGCUCUUCUCACUUCCUUUCUUGGUCCCUUGGAAAAGUUCAAGUGGAAAUGCCUAAAAACGUACUGAGUUUUAGUUCCUGUGCUUCUGUAGUUCCUGGAACUGUUUGGCUAAAAAAUGCUGCAAGAAACCUUCAGAUUCUACUUAGCCAAAGACUGAUAAUAAUGUUAACUGAGAUCCAUUGUAUUACAGUAGUGUCCUAAUCAAACUACUGAAUAUUUUAAUAACACCUGGAACAUUUGCAGUGGUGGAAAACUACAAGGUACAUUCACUCAAGUACUGUACUUAAGUAUAAUUUUGAAGUUACUUGUUCUUUACUUGAGUGACUUGUUGGGGCUCCUUCACAUCUUUAAGAUGUUGACGAGUUGUUGCCCAUUAAACCAAAAUGAGAUUUCCCCUUUAAACUUUUUGUUGGUUUAAUUUAAAUACUUGAAGUUCAGAAUGAAAGGAAAAAUAACACGAAUUCCUUCUUUCCUACCCCUCUGAUUUAUCUGGUGACGCUCUGGAGGGGCCCAGCUACUAGACUGGGAACCACUGGGUUAAAAUAACCACCUGUAUUUAAAGUGUAUUUAAACCAGCUCUACCUUGAGGAAAACUUUUCUUACAAAUUGAUAGCACAAAUAAAAAUUGUACUUUUACUUAAGUGAACAAUACAGGUACUUCUUCCACCACUGAACAUUUGGGGCUCCACCAGCUAAGAUCAUUCUAUGGAAGUCCAUUUCUGCCAAUGUGAUGAAAAGAAAAAAAGAUGCUGUAAGUCAUUGUAAUGAGAAACUUACUUUAGGAAAGUUUCUCCUUCAUUACACUGAGUUUCUUAUUACAGUGACUUACAGGAUGUUUUUCAUCACAUUGGCAGAAAUGGGUUUCCAUACCAUAGUGUACUUUUGUUACUUGACAUUAAUAAACUCUGUAACACAUGAUGAGAUUAUACUGUAGA